This is a messenger RNA of Lagopus leucura (white-tailed ptarmigan), 2216 nucleotides long. RefSeq names its product TAFA chemokine like family member 5 (gene TAFA5). Gene Ontology annotation, biological process: G protein-coupled receptor signaling pathway. NCBI's taxonomy places the organism in Eukaryota, Metazoa, Chordata, Aves, Galliformes, Phasianidae. The record is from RefSeq and is a predicted model, not a curated record. Gene Ontology annotation, molecular function: receptor ligand activity; G protein-coupled receptor binding. The transcript is spliced from 4 exons. Bases 493 to 891 code for a protein of 132 amino acids.
GGCGGAAGAGGCCACCCCGCUGCUGGCACCGCCUCGGCCCCGGUCCGUGUCUGAGGAGAUCCCCUCUCCUGGGAGAGGGGGAGGAGAGCGAGGAGAGAGCGGGAUAACUUCUGCCCGUUGAAAAAAGAAGGAGAGGAGGACGAAAAAAAAAACAAAAACAAACCGCAAUCUCGUUUGUGGGACGUCUUCAAAGCUCGGCGUAGCGCCAGGCCCCCGAGUUCCCAUAGGACGCACCGACGCUGGUGGACCUCGCCACGGCGGCAGGAGGAAACCUGGUUGCAGUUGCCGCAGCGAACUCCUGCACGCCUUAGAGACUCCUGGGCUUUCCGGCUGGAAGAUGCGUCCUGCCGCAGGAGCGUGCUGCUGCUGAGGAGCGUGCGGCUGUGGAACAUGCUUGCCUUUGGGAUUAUGUGUGGAGAAAGGCCGUCGGUCCUGGGGAGAGCUGGCUGGUGAACCUGUCUGACUUUGUCCCCUUCUGGGGAAGUGGCUUCAAUGGCUCCAUCUCCCAGGAGAAGCAGUAGGAAAGAUGCCAAUGCCUUGCCAAGCAUGUCCUCAACUUUCUGGGCUAUCAUGAUCCUGGCUAGUCUCCUGAUCGCUUACUGCAGUCAACUGGCUGCAGGUACAUGUGAGAUUGUUACUUUGGACAGAGAUAGCAGUCAACCCCGAAGGACUAUAGCUCGACAAACAGCUCGCUGUGCAUGUAAAAAAGGACAGAUUGCCGGUACAACAAGAGCAAGGCCAGCCUGUGUUGAUGCACGAAUUAUCAAAACAAAACAGUGGUGUGAAAUGCUGCCGUGUUUAGAAGGAGAAGGCUGUGAUUUGCUAAUCAAUAAAUCAGGCUGGACCUGUACACAACCAGGAGGUCGGAUAAAGACAACCACGGUCUCCUGACAAAUACAGCAACACAGAAUCCUCGUAGGAGUGGUUUAGGCUCUGUGUGAGCUACUUAACUUAGUCAAGUUUCACUGCUGUGGACCAUCAUCCAUUAUAUGUCAUCAACUCAACUGUCUGUUUAUCUGUAUCUCAUGAAAGACAGCAUAAUUUCUCUACAUUAUGAGCUAAAGUUUGUUCUACCAUACUAAGGAUCGCUGGACUAAGGAAUAUAGAAAAAAGAGAUAUGCUUGGGCAUUAGCAAUACAAAAAAGUUCAUGGUUAAUGUUUCAUCUGCGUUAUACACCACUGCUGGACUUGCUGUUACCUACAUGUUUUAAUCUGAAGAGUCUGCUACAAUGAAGAGUAUCAUCCCAAUCAGCCUUAGAGAAGACUGUUUUGCCUAUGGGAGGACACUGAGGUUCAAAAGAGAAACUCUUCUUGUGCCCUAAACUGUCUGAAUUGCUUUUAUUUUCUUAUACUUUCAAUAUAUACAAUAGACCAAAGAGCCAAAUCUAUUUUAAAGUGGACACAAUCUUACUGUUAACAGAGUUAUGUUGUUAAAUCGUAGGGGGUCUCCACAAAGACAUGAUUCCAGCUUUCACAAAGCUGAGAUGCUGUCCAGCAGAAGUCUUUAUGGAAAGCUGCAGUAAAAACUAACCCAGAGACCAGCUCUUGAAAUGACACAUUUGAGAGAACGUAAUGGAGCACUGAAAGGAAAUGACCUAUGUUUGAAAAACUUGGGACAAAAAGAACAUAAACUGUCUACAAGGCACCUUUAUUCCUCUGUACUUAGAUUGACUUUCUCGUACUAAAAUCAUUUUCAGUUUUAACCAGUUAAACAUGCCUCUUCUACAGUUCCAUUUUUGAUAGUUAAAGUUGGAUAAUACAGUAUUUGCAAAGAGCAUGUUUGGUCAUCUGUGGCCUAUGUCUCAUCUGAUACACCAUUUAGCACCAGAAAGCAAAUUAAAGAGAAAACAAAAGUAACACUUGUUUGAAAGAGAUCAUUAAAUGUAUUUUGAAAAGCCUAAAGUUAUAUAUUUAACAGUUUUUAUAUGUUGUAUAUUUGUAGAAAAUCCUAUUUAACAAUUAACGUGAUGACUCUGACAGUCAUGACAAGUGGUUCAGAGUUAAGUUGUGUUUUAUUACUUCAGUUGUCUCUGAAGUGACUGGUGUCGUUUGCUUUCUUCCAUUGGGACAUUCUGGAUGUAAAGCAUGACGAGAGAGGACUGUGUAGAAAAAGCAAAGAAUAAUGUUGUUUAUAUUACAUAAAUGCAUUCAACCAUUGCACUGUUAGAAGGCUUUUUUUUUAAUUUUUUUUUAUUUUUUUGUCUUUAUGUACUGAU